AUGAUUGCUAAGGAGGACUGUGGAUCAAAAUUGGUUAUUGUGAUGGUUGGUUUACCUGCUACCGGGAAAUCCUUUAUUACAAAUAAAUUAUCUAGAUACCUUAAUUAUGCCCUUUACUAUUGUAAAGUAUUCAAUGUUGGAAAUACUAGAAGGAGGUAUGCAAAGGAACAUAAUCUAACAGAUCAAGAUUCUAAUUUCUUUGAUCCAAAUAAUGUUAGUUUUGGAAAAUUAAGAGAAAAAUGGGCAUUAGAUACUUUAGAUGAAUUAUUAGACUAUUUAUUAGAUGGGACAGGAUCAGUGGGGAUAUUUGAUGCAACUAACACUACUAAAAAAAGAAGAAGAACCGUAUUAGAACAUAUUAGAAAAAGAAGUCAUGAUAUUAAGGUACUAUUUUUGGAAUCUAUCUGCACAAACAAAUCUGUCGUUGAGAAUAAUAUCCAUUUGAAGUUGUUUGGUCCUGACUACAAAGGUAAGGAUCCUGAAAAAUCUUUGAAGGAUUUCAAAGGUAGACUAUCAAACUAUCUAAAAGCAUAUGAACCAAUUGAAGAUGAGGAGAAUAUUCAAUAUAUAAAAAUGAUUGAUGUUGGAAAAAAAGUCAUCUCUUACAAAAUUGAAGGUUUCUUAGCUUCUCAAACAGUUUACUAUCUUUUGAAUUUCAAUUUAACUGAGCGCCAAAUAUGGAUAACAAGAAAUGGUGAAUCUGAAGAUAAUGUAUUGGGUAAACUAGGCGGGAACUCUCGACUAACAUCUAGAGGUAUUAGAUACGCAAAAGCAUUGUCCAUUUUUAUCCACCAACAACGUUAUAAAUUUUAUCAAGAGCAGAUAGAGAAAAGACAUCAUACAGGUGUAAUUAAAAGUAAAGAUGAUAUCGUUCAGAACCUAGAUGAAGGUGAUGAUGAAGUAGAAAGUGGUUUUUAUGUAUGGACAAGCAUGCGUACAAGAGCAAUUCAGACAGCUCAAUUUUUUAAUGAAGAAGAGUACCCAAUAAAGCAAAUGAAGAUGUUGGAUGAAUUAAAUGCAGGUGACUAUGAGGGUAUGACAUAUAAAGAAAUUUUGGACAAGUUUCCAAACGAAUUUAUGAAAAGGCAAAAAGAUAAAAUCCGUUAUAGAUAUCCAGGCAUUGCAGGUGAAUCAUAUAUGGAUGUGAUUAAUAGGUUAAGGCCAGUAAUUACUGAGUUAGAAAGAAUUGAAGAAAGUGCAUUGAUUGUAACUCACAGAGUAGUAGCAAGAGCCCUAUUAGGUUAUUUUAUGAAUUUAGAUAUUAAUAUUAUUUCCAAUUUAGAUGUUCCAUUGCACUGUGUUUAUUGUCUGGAACCUAAACCCUACGGUAUUACCUGGUCUCUGUGGGAAUAUAAUGACGAAACUAAUUCUUUCAGUGAAGUUCCACAAUCAGAUUUGAAUACAACCACUGUUCAAGAAAUGGGAUUGGUAGAUAAGGAAAGAAGACUUUCUGUUGUUCCAACAGCACCUCCCACUAGUGAUCUAAGAUCUAGUGAUUUUUUGAGAAGAAGAGUUAGUGUUAGUUUUUCUGGAAGUGGUGUUGAGAUUACAAAUAAACUAAAUCAAUCAAAUAAAGAUAGACCAUCGAUAUUAAGAUCAAAUACCACUGACUACAAAGAUCCAAGAGCUUAUAGAAAUAAUGGGGUAGUUUCUAAUUCUAUAUUAUUAAAUAACAAUUCUAAGGUGUCCAAUUCUUCAAUAUUACUAAGAAAGGCUACUGAAAAUAAUAGGAAUGGAGAACGUAAGAACACAGGUUUUCAUUCUAUGGAGAUGACAGAAUUAGCAAAAUUGAAUGAAAAAUUAGCUAAAUUGUCUGGUAAUAAUAAAAUUGACUUUGAGAAAUCACAAAAACCUAGCCAUAAGGAAGCAGAUUCUAAGGAUACUACAACUUAA
Arxiozyma heterogenica is the source of this 1893-nucleotide messenger RNA. It is a transcript of the gene PFK26, whose product is annotated as 6-phosphofructo-2-kinase. Gene Ontology annotation, molecular function: 6-phosphofructo-2-kinase activity; ATP binding. Lineage: Eukaryota; Fungi; Ascomycota; Saccharomycetes; Saccharomycetales; Saccharomycetaceae. The record is from RefSeq and is a predicted model, not a curated record. The coding region runs from base 1 to 1893 and encodes 630 amino acids. The transcript has a single exon. Gene Ontology annotation, biological process: fructose 2,6-bisphosphate metabolic process; fructose metabolic process. Gene Ontology annotation, cellular component: cytosol.